Durusdinium trenchii is the source of this 1920-nucleotide messenger RNA. Lineage: Eukaryota; Dinophyceae; Suessiales; Symbiodiniaceae. The record is from the annotation of a GenBank genome assembly.
AUGGCGCGGCCGCUCCGCGUGCUGGCGCGUUUCUUGACGCUUGCAGCAGCAAUGGCUGCUGCUUUGGUGAUGAGCUGGAAGCCUUUGCUCGGCUCCUCCUCGGCAGCCGGUCUCUCCCUGCUCAGCAUCAUCUUAGAUGGCAUCAACUAUCGGCAGGGCGCCACAAAGUGUUGGCCAAAGAUCCUGGAUGCCUCUUUAGCUGUGCUUUGGACUGCCUGUAGCAUCCUCUUGUUCUUGAGAACCUUUGAUUGGCUUUGGCGCUAUGCCGGCCUAGUGAUUUUGGCCUCCUUGUCGCUGCUCUCUUGCAUCUCCGCCUGCUUGCGGCGGCCUUGGGUGUGGCAGGUGGCCAUGGAUCAUGUUGAAGCGCAUGAGAAUCGGCUGGUGCUGAGGCAGGCCAGCAAUGUGGUGACCCUGUACUGGGCCUUACUCUUUGCCUUGAUGGCCACCGGCGUGGCGGUGAACAGCUGCUGCAACACCCAGCUGGCCGCGGGCGAUACGGGCGAGACACGGACCUUGGUCCACCCAAGCCAAACGAUGAACCUUUUGCUCGGCGUUUGUUGGCCCUCCUUGGUCCUGGUGCUGGGUGCGCGCAGCUCGGAACGCUUGGGCCGCUAUGCGAAGACCCUGGAAGAGCGCCAGCCGGUUCUGUUGAGGAUCCUGACGUUGAAAGCCUGGAGGAUCAAAGACUCCGUGAUCGCAGAGAUCGUGGUGAGUGAGCUCCGGGAGGGGUUGCCACCCUUGAAGACGGCACAACCGCCGCUGAGCACGGCCGUGCAAAAGAUCCAAUCUGCCAAGGCACGCUGCACGCUGCAGAUGCACCAGGCUUCUCGCUUGCUGCAGAGUGUCCGUCGCUGGGGUACCAUGCCCGGCACCUCCGAAGAAUCCACCACUGCAACCGUAUUUCGAUGGCAGGACGAAGUGGAGGUGCCCACUUGGGUGGAAGAUCUAAAAGUGGACAGCCCCUUGGGCCGCCGCUGGGCCAAAACGGCCUCGUUGGAUCUCUUUGCCCGGGAGCCAGGACUCCUCUACCGCGUCUUGCUGUUCUGUGGGGAGGCUCAGACCUUGGCCUUUGCUGGCCGCAGCUGCUCUUGUUGGCGACAACUUCUUCUUGACAUGGCGCAACGCUCGCCACGUCAGCUUUGGAGUUGGGUCCUAAGACAUGGACGCAGCCUCUCGGCACGACAACGCAUCGGCUUUUGGCAGUGGUGCUUGGGAGAGGAUGACAGCAAACAUGCUGCAGCACUCAUGGCUGCCGCGGCCGCCCGAACGAAGCGUUCGGAGACCAAGCGUUCGGAGACCCCGGAGGAGAUCUUGCUGGGAGCCGCUGUUAGGAGCGACCUCUUGAGCCUCUCCCGUCUUUGCAGCGGCUUGGGCGGCACAGUCCCAGGCCUCGAGGUGAGCAGUGCCUCUAUGCUUGCGCUCUUGGAUGCCUUGGGCAGUGAACCCAGGGACUCAGCUGCAGCACUCAUCGUGGAUCGCUUGUUGCAAGAGCCAUGGCAUUGCCAAAGGCUGUGGCUCCUGUCUGACGCUGCCCUGCCUUGGUUGGUCAUGCAAUGUCGCUACUUCCAGGUGAUCAUUGCCGCGCAACUGCCCAAUCUGUUUCGCCACUUCAUGGGCGAAGGUCUGGCACCGGAGCUCUUCUUCUGCGCAUGGCUUCAAGGUCUUUUUCAGAGUUGCUUGAAGGCAGAGACACAGCUUCGGAUCAUGGAUCACUUCAUUUUCGAGAGGUCUUUCAAGGUCUUUGUCAAGCUGGCUGUCGCCAUCUUCACGCUCUUGGAGAAGCGACUGAUCGGACAGGACAUCGAGAAGAUGAUGGAUAUUCUGUUCGAGUCUCAAGCAUGGGACUUGUCCCAGGAGGAGAUCUUGAAGGCUACCUUUGCCGUGAAGGUGACCAGAUCGAUGCUGCGAGAAAUCCAGUGA